AACCAAUCAAGACCCAUCAUCUUCCAGCUAUAUAUAGAAACGCAACCCCGAAUCGAUUUGACUCACUCAGCACCUUCUCAGAUAUUUUGGUCUAUCAUUUCAGCUUCUCAGAGUUUUCCUCUCCGAAUACUACCAAUUUGUUUUAAUGGCGCCAAAGGCCGAGAAGAAGCCCGCCGAGAAGAAGCCGGCGGCCUCGACGGAGGAGAAGAAGGCCGCGGCGGCGGAGAAAGCCCCAGCGGCGGAGAAAAAGCCCAAGGCCGGGAAGAAGUUGUCGAAGGACGCAGCGUCUGGCGACAAGAAGAAGAAGCGGGCGAAGAAGAGCGUCGAGACUUACAAGAUCUACAUCUUCAAGGUCCUGAAGCAGGUGCACCCUGAUAUCGGGAUCUCGAGCAAGGCCAUGGGUAUCAUGAACAGCUUCAUCAACGACAUCUUCGAGAAGCUCGCUCAGGAAGCCUCGCGGCUCGCUCGCUACAACAAGAAGCCCACCAUCACGUCUCGCGAGAUCCAGACGGCCGUCAGGCUUGUUCUGCCUGGCGAGUUGGCUAAGCAUGCGGUGUCCGAGGGUACGAAGGCUGUCACGAAGUUCACGAGUUCUUGAAUCAGAUAGAUCCGUCGAUUAUCAGAUGUGAAGAUGUUUUCCGAAGUUAAUAUUUCUAGGGAUAAGAUUUCAUCAGAUAUGACUGUUUUUAGGGUUUCUUCUUCAUAGUUUUUUUCGGUCGAAUUUUCUCUUGAUUCUGAAUUCGGAUCUGUUAGAUCUGUAUGUUUGCUUUGGAUGAAUACAUCUUUAUAUUUCUGUGAC
This is a messenger RNA of Malania oleifera, 799 nucleotides long. RefSeq names its product histone H2B.3. The transcript has a single exon. NCBI's taxonomy places the organism in Eukaryota, Viridiplantae, Streptophyta, Magnoliopsida, Santalales, Ximeniaceae. The record is from RefSeq and is a predicted model, not a curated record. Gene Ontology annotation, biological process: nucleosome assembly. The coding region runs from base 146 to 598 and encodes 150 amino acids. Gene Ontology annotation, molecular function: protein heterodimerization activity; structural constituent of chromatin; DNA binding. Gene Ontology annotation, cellular component: nucleosome.